UGAAGAAACUAUGAACCUCCCCAGACCGCACCUGACAGCCCCCGGUGGCCUUCAGUUUGCGAAGCUGGAAUUCGGGAACCCAUUGCUCUCCCUUCUCUAAACCCCCUUUUCCUCCCCACUUGUCUAGGAGGGACUGAUGGUGGGGUCUAAAGCAGCCCAGGACUGUGGAGGGGAGGGUCAUGCAUUUGAUUAUUCAUACUACAUUUUCAGACGCCGGGUUCCUUAAGUUUUACUAGAAAGGAGCUCAGAGGAGGGCUAGGGAUGGUAGAGGCGGAAGCUCCUAAAAAUCCAGAAACCUGCAAGCUCUCUGCCCCUGGAAUCGAGGCACAUAUUUGUUGAGGGCGCUAGGACCCAGGACAGCCAGGAAGGCAGAGAGCGAGUGGGUUGAUCCGCAGAUCAGAGGAGCGGAGGUCGGAUCCACAGGCGCUAGGGCCGCGAGAAGAUCCGGCGGUGGGCGGGGCAUGGGCGGUGCACGCGCAGGCGUAGACGGCGGACCCAUGGACCUCAAACCAGAGCUAGCAACCGUGGAGGUUCCUGCUGGGCGCGUGCUCAGUGCCCAGGAGCUCCUCGCCGCCCGCUCGCGGUCCCAGAAGCUACCCCAGCGCUCGCAUGGCCCCAAGGACUUCCUCCCCGACGGCUCGGCGGCCCAGGCCGAGCGGCUGCGCCUGUGCCGGGAGGAGCUCUGGCAGCUGUUGGCAGAGGAGCGCGUGGAGCGUCUGGGCAGCUUGGUGGCCGCGGAAUGGAGACCGGAAGAGGGGUUCGUGGAGUUGAAGUCCCCUGCGGGUAAAUUCUGGCAAACCAUGGGCUUCUCAGAGCAGGGCCAGCAGCGGCUUCACCCCGAGGAAGCCUUGUAUCUGUUGGAAUGUGGCUCCAUCCAGCUUUUCCACCAAGACUUGCCGCUGUCUAUCCAGGAAGCCUACCAGCUGCUGCUGACUGAGGACACUGUGACUUUCUUGCAGUACCAGGUCUUCAGCCACCUGAAGAGACUGGGCUAUGUGAUUCGACGAUUCCAACCCAGCUCCAUCCUGUCCCCUUACGAGAGGCAGCUGAACUUGGACGGCAGUGCCCAGUGCGUGGAGGAUCGGAAUGGCAAGAGGAAGAGGAGGAGCUUCAGCUCUCGGUCCAUUAAUAAGAAGCCCAAGGCCCUGGAGAACCCCCUGCAGGGGAUGGAUGGGACACCUGAGAGCCUGGCAACCUCCAUCCAGUCUUCCAGCAACCAGAACAUCCGAUGCCUAGAGAAGAAACCCCAGGAUUCAAGCCCCAUAAAGGACCCAGGGGGCCCCUUUCAGCUUCUGGGGUCCCUCGAGCCCAGCCCUGGCCUGGCCAGGGAGGGGGUGGGGUGCAGCCAGGAGAGUGGCCAAGUAGAGAAUGGGGUCAAGGGGGCUUGUAAGCCACGCUGGAACUUUGAGCAGAUCUCCUUCCCCAACCUGGCUUCAGAUAGCCGCCACACCCUCCUGCUCGCCCCAGCCCCAGAGCUACUCCCAGCCAAUGUGGCAGGGCGGGAGACGGAUGCUGAGUCCUGGUGCCAGAAGCUGAACCAACGGAAGGAGAAGCUCUCCAGAUGGGAGCGGGAGCAACAGGCAGAGGCCCGACACUUCUGGGAGGACAUAAAUGCAGAUGCCCAGGUGCAGCGCUGCUCCAGCUGGAGGGAGUACAAGCAGCUGCUGCAGAGGCGGCACUUGCAGAAGACCCAGAGCCGCCCCUCACACCUGUGGGACCAGCCUGUCACCCCCUUGUUGAGUCCUGGCCAGGCAGACUCUCCAGCCGCAGUCCUUCAGCAUAUCUCUGUGCUACAAACGACACACCUUGCUGAUGGAGGUGCCCGGCUGCUGGAGAAGCCUGGGGGCUUGGAGAUCAGCUUUGAUGUUUACCAGGCUGACGCUGUGGCCACGUUCCGAAAGAAUAACCCUGGCAAGCCCUAUGCCCGGAUGUGCAUUAGUGGGUAUGAGACCAGCGAGCGCUGCCCCCAGGCUGCCGCCAGUUUUCAUGUAAACCAAGUGAACUGCCUCUCCACACCCUUGGCAGAUUUGUCAAUCCUGAGAGGAACCAGAGGUCCAAAGAGAUUAUGUGACCCACACGAGGCCACACAGCCAGUUAGUGCUACGGGAACCCAAGCUUCCCAGUCCUCAGCCCUUAUUCCUGGCACUUUCAGAUUUGAUGAGCCAGUCCCAGACCUCUGCACUCUCAAGCAGUUGUCCUACCAGAGCGGGGAUGUUCCUCUGAUCUUUGCCCUGGUGGAUCAUGGAGACAUUUCCUUCUACAGCUUCAGGGACUUCACACUGCCCAGGGACCUGGAACACUGACUGUGCAGCUCUGGCAGGGCCUAGGGCCUGCUGGACGGGGUGGGGCGAUGGGGACCCAGACUGCCUACUUUCAGGGACUAUCUCAGCUGCCUCCUGCACCCUGUAGCUGCAGGGGCGUCUGGGCCGUGGCCCUGGAUGCUGAUGUUGCAGAAGAGUGAAGCUGAAACCCACCUCUACUUGGCUGUUGCAAUGCUUCAGAGCCCCAGGCCUAAGAUUGCUGCCUUGCAGUGAUCCUCUUGGAACUCAGCACUAGAUUUUAGAGACCCAGCCGGGUGGGUUAGAAGAGAGGAUUCUGUGCCUUUCAAGGAGAGGGUGCCUGCUUCAUGCGAUAAAGCCAAAGCCAUUAAAAAAUAGAUCCCUUUUA
Hipposideros armiger (great roundleaf bat) is the source of this 2667-nucleotide messenger RNA. It is a transcript of the gene TSEN54, whose product is annotated as tRNA splicing endonuclease subunit 54. The record is from RefSeq and is a predicted model, not a curated record. Lineage: Eukaryota; Metazoa; Chordata; Mammalia; Chiroptera; Hipposideridae. Bases 462 to 2303 code for a protein of 613 amino acids. Gene Ontology annotation, cellular component: tRNA-intron endonuclease complex. The transcript is spliced from 11 exons. Gene Ontology annotation, biological process: tRNA-type intron splice site recognition and cleavage.